Lathyrus sativus (Indian pea) is the source of this 3282-nucleotide messenger RNA. NCBI's taxonomy places the organism in Eukaryota, Viridiplantae, Streptophyta, Magnoliopsida, Fabales, Fabaceae. The record is from the annotation of a GenBank genome assembly.
AUGUCAAAAAAUGCAUUAAAUUUUCUUGUCUUGUUUUUAACUAUCUCUUUGUUUCCAUUUGUUUCUUCUCUUAACCAAGAAGGUCUCUCUUUACUUUCAUGGCUUUCGACUUUCAAUUCUUCGAACUCGGACACUAGUACUACUGCUUUCUCAUCAUGGGAUCCAGCUCACAGAAAUCCUUGCAGAUGGGACUAUAUAAAAUGUUCUGCAGAAGAGUUUGUUGAAGAGAUUGUAAUAACAUCGAUCGAUCUUCGUAGCCGAUUCCCUUUACAGUUUCUUUCUUUUAACCACCUUAAAACUCUUGUGAUCUCAAAUGGAAAUCUGACGGGUGAGAUUCCAAGUUCGGUUGGAAACUUGUCGUCGACGCUAGUUACUCUUGAUCUUAGUUUCAAUAGUUUAACAGGAAAAAUACCAGAAGAAAUAGGAAAGUUAUCUGAACUGAGAUGGCUAUCUUUGAAUUCAAAUUCGUUACGUGGUGGAAUUCCAACCACGAUUGGUAACUGUUCAAAGCUUCAGCACUUAGAACUGUUUGACAACCAGCUUUCUGGUAUGAUUCCUGGAGAAAUAGGACAGUUGAAGGCUCUUGAGUCGCUACGAGCCGGUGGAAAUCAAGGUAUUUUCGGAGAAAUUCCAAUGCAGAUAUCAGAUUGUAAGGCUUUAGUUUUUCUUGGACUUGCGGUUACUGGAAUUUCCGGCGAGAUUCCGGCAAGUAUAGGAGAACUUCAAAAUCUCAAGACACUUUCAGUCUACACAGCACAUCUCACAGGUCAAAUUCCACCAGAGAUUCAAAACUGUUCGGCUUUGGAAGAUUUGUUUCUGUAUGAAAAUCAGCUUUCUGGAAAAAUUCCUUAUGAAUUAGGUUCCAUGCAAAGCCUUAAAAGAGUAUUGCUGUGGAAGAACAAUUUAACUGGAACAAUUCCAGAAAGCCUCGGAAACUGUACAAAUCUGAAGGUUAUUGAUUUCUCUUUGAAUUCUCUUAUUGGUCAGUUACCUUUGACUCUCAGUCAUCUACUCUCAUUGGAGGAAUUUCUUUUGUCGGAUAAUAACAUUUACGGCGAAAUACCUUCAUAUGUUGGCAAUUUUUCCAUGCUGAAGCAACUUGAGUUCGAUAAUAACCGAUUCUCUGGUGAGAUUCCAUCUGUUAUGGGGAACUUGAAGGAACUCACUCUCUUCUAUGCAUGGCAGAAUCAGCUUAAUGGAAAUAUACCAACAGAAUUAUCGAACUGCGAGAAACUUGAAGCAGUUGAUCUUUCGCACAAUUUCCUCACCGGUCCGAUUCCAAAUUCUCUUUUUCAUCUGCAGAAUUUAACUCAGUUGUUGCUGAUAUCAAACAGACUCUCCGGUCAAAUUCCGCCCGAUAUCGGCAGGUGCACAAGCUUGAUCAGGUUAAGACUUGGAUCAAACAAUUUUACGGGUCAACUUCCGCGAGAAAUAGGCCUUUUGAAAAGUUUAACCUUUCUGGAGCUGUCAGAUAAUCAACUCAGCAGCGACAUUCCUUAUGAGAUAGGUAACUGUGCUCAUUUAGAAAUGCUUGACUUCCAUAAAAAUGAGCUUCAAGGAACCAUUCCUUCAUCAUUAAAAUUCUUAGUUGAUCUCAACGUCUUGGACCUUUCUUCAAACCGAAUCACCGGAAGCAUUCCCAAGAGCUUUGGCAAGCUUACGUCGUUAAAUAAGUUGAUUCUAAGUGGAAACCUUAUCGCCGGUUCGAUCCCUCAGUCGCUGGGACUUUGUAAGGAUUUGCAGUUGCUUGAUUUAAGUAACAAUAAGAUCAUAGGUUCUAUUCCAAAUGAGAUUGGUUACUUGCAAGGAUUGGAUAUACUCUUGAACUUGAGUUGGAAUUCUCUUACUGGUUCAAUUCCAAAGACUUUUUCGAAUCUCUCAAAACUUUCGAUCUUGGACCUAUCUUACAACAAGAUCACAGGUACUCUUUUAGUACUUGGUAACCUUGAUAAUCUUGUGUCUCUAAAUGUUUCCUACAAUAGAUUUUCCGGUACUCUUCCCGACACGAAGUUCUUCCAAGAUUUACCUUCUGCUGCGUUUGCCGGUAACCCUGAUCUUUGCAUUAACAGCAAGUGUCGUGCAAGUGGAAGUCUCGAAGGAAACAAAUCGAUAAGAAAUAUUAUCAUCUACACUUUCCUUGGUGUUAUUUUAACUUCUGCUAUUGUCACUUGUGGAGUUAUUUUAGCGUUAAGGAUUCAAGGGGACAGUUACUAUGGGAGAAAUAAUUUCGAGGAAGUUGAAAUGGAAUGGUCUUUCACUCCAUUCCAGAAGCUUAACUUCAACAUCAUCGACGUGGUCUCAAAGUUGUCAGAUUCAAAUAUCAUCGGAAAGGGUGGAUCGGGCGUUGUUUACCGCGUAGAGACUCCGACAAAACAGAUUAUUGCGGUGAAGAAGCUAUGGCCGAUGAAGAAUGGAGAGGCACCAGAGAGAGAUUUUUUUACAGCAGAAGUUCAGACGCUUGGAUCGAUAAGGCACAAAAAUAUAUUAAGACUUUUAGGAUGCUGCAACAAUGGAAGAACUAGAUUGCUGUUGUUUGAUUACAUAUGUAAUGGAAGUUUGUUUGGAUUGCUCCAUGAAAAGAGAUUGUUCUUGGAUUGGGAUGCAAGGUAUAAGAUCAUACUUGGAACAGCUCAUGGUUUAGAAUAUCUUCAUCAUGAUUGUAUCCCUCCAAUCGUCCAUCGCGACGUUAAGGCUAACAACAUCUUGGUAGGUCCACAGUUUGAACCUUUUCUUGCAGAUUUCGGCCUUGCGAAAUUGGUUAGUUCCUCAGACUGCUCAAAAGCUUCACAUGUAGUUGCAGGUUCUUGCGGAUACAUAGCUCCCGAAUAUGGAUACAGUUUAAGAAUCACAGAAAAGAGCGACGUGUACAGUUACGGCGUCGUCCUUCUCGAGAUGUUAACCGGAAUGGAACCAACCGAUAACAGGAUUCCGGAGAGUGCUCACAUUGUAACAUGGGUUAUCAGUGAAAUCAGAGAAAAGAAAAGAGAAUUCACAUCUAUUCUUGAUCAGCAAUUACUAUUACAGUGUGGAACAAGAACACCAGAGAUGCUUCAAGUGUUAGGUGUGGCUCUUCUAUGUGUGAAUCUAUCACCAGAAGAAAGACCAACAAUGAAAGAUGUAACAGCAAUGCUGAAAGAGAUUAGCCAUGAAAAUGAUGAUUUGGAAAAACCAAAUCUUCUGCAUAAUAAAGGCAUGGUUGCCAAUCCAAAAGCAGCAGUUCAUUGUUCUAGUUUCUCAAGAUCAUGUGAACUUUUGAUAGAAUCAUCAUCUUCUUCUUCAUAG